UGUUGCGUCAUCGUGUUGUUGGGCGGGAUCGCAUGUCCGGCCCUCACGCCCUCUCCGCUUUUCUCCUCGCUGCUCGCCCGGUUCUCGCCCCGCGGAGAGCUAACAAACACUAAGGAUCGAUAUCACUUUGCUAAUGGUGGUUCGCCCGUCAGCCUGAGGACAGGACAAACACCACCAUCACCACCACCCAACCUCUCACUCUCCCGCCUCUCCCCGCUCUCUCUCACUCCUGCAGGAAGCGAUAGGCAGGAGUGGCUGGCUCUCACCCCUCUCACCCUCACUGUCUCCAGGGUUGAUGGAGUGCAGGUGGAUUCCUCCCCAGGCUUAACUAUCUGAUGGUCGUUAACGAGUGAGUGUAGUCUGCUGGUAGUAAUCAUCAAGGCAUGACUACCUGAUGACCCUUAAUUAACAAGUUUAGUGAGUGACAGUUGCAGAUAUAAACGAUUAAAAGAAAGCUUAACUACAUGAUGGUCGUUAGCGUGCACUGGAUGGGAUGAGAGUGGGGAUCUUUGACUGCAGCUUCCUCGGGUGAAAGUGACGAGUGAUUAGACUGUGAUGAGAAGGCCGCCUGUCCUGCCAGUCACCGCCUCUGUGUGAGUGGAAGCUGGAGCAGCGUGGGGAGCAUGUCCAGCUACGCCUCCUCGCCCAUCCUGCGAGGGCUAGUGCUCGGCCUGCAGGUGAUGGGCUGCCUGGUCUACACCUGGCCCGCCUCGGCCCGCGCCCGCCCCAGCCCCGCCCUUUGCGCCUGGGCCGUGCUGGUGCAGCUGUCCCUUCUGGCGUGGCUUUUCAUCGAAAUAUACAUCGAGGUGAACCACCACCACUUCCUCUGCAUCGGGGAGGUUGCACAUGUCCUGGCUGUUGUGUUUGACUUGGCGGCGCUCGCCCUGCUCCCCGCCUUCCUGACGGUGAGGAGCAGGCUCAUCUCCAGGGUGCUGGCGGGCCUUGGGGACAUCCCAUACCCUCACGGACCUACCUACAUGUGCAGGGCGUCGCAGCUCAUGCACAUCCUGAUGGUGCUGGUCGCCUUCUCCUUCAUCACGUGGACUUACGUGGUGAGCGAAAGCGCGCUGGCCACCGUCUGGAAGCCUGUCUUCGCACUCCUCAACAUUUUCGUCAUCGCCAGAGUGUUCUUCACCGUGAUGCUCUUCAGGCUGCUCUUCCACUCGCUGGCUGAGGAGAUACGCGACGAGACGCGCCAACUCGCGGACCGUCACGACCUGUCCUGCCUUGAACCCAGCGACCACGACCACGACGACCACGGAGGCUGCCAGCGUUCGCACGACCAACUAGGCAACUGCAAUGGGAAUAGGGAAGGUGUCAAGUGCCCCCCGGAAGAAGGCGUCGAGCGGAACACACCUGGGAACACCUGGAAGGACACGCAGCGGCUGGACGAAGGUCACUCUCCUGCAGGUGCUGACGGGGAUGAGGUGGUGGCCGCGCUCAACCGCCUGGAAAGAAAGAUUUACGUGGUGGACGGGCUGCUGCAGGGGGCGUCGACGGUGUUCUGUGAGCCCAUGAUCGUGUUCUUCGUGUGCUUCACCGUCUCGGCCAUCACCGGCACCUUCUUCAUCUAUCUGGAGGGACACAAAGCCAAGAAUAUCGCGAUCUACGUGGUGCUGUGCUACAUCUACAUCAUCAGGAUCUGCUACAUAGGUCACGUGUUUACCCAUAAGAUACUGGAUGCCAUUCAGUUCCUGCGCCGUGUGAGCUCCCGAUGUGAAGACGAGAGAGUGAAGGCCAGUGUGCUGAGUUCCAUGGCCACCUACCUGGUCAUCCUCCUGCAGGUGGGCGGGAUGCGCAUUGACUUCACACACAACCACAAAGUUCAUAAUAGCGGGUAGGCGCGUCACCCUCGCCUGGUGGUGGUGGUGGUGGUAGUGUCCUGGACGUAACCCAAUCAGUAGUGUGGCGGUGGCGGUGGUGCUUGUGGCAGUGGCGGUGGUGGUAGCAAGGUCAGUGUUCUUGGUGUCAGUAAGGCGCCGCUGACUGACAAAAUAGUGGAAACUUUCGUGGUGAAGGACUUGGAAGGAAUAUCAAACGAAGUAGCGAAAGGAAUCGGUCUUGAGAAGUUUAUCUGGAAAGAGAGAAAGAAAAUAGAAUUCCAAAAGACUUAACUGGAGGAAAUCUAUUGAAAAGAAAAAAAAAGACAGAGAUAAGUGGAUGCAUUGUUAGUAUAUAAAAAAAGAGAGUAAAAGAGUUAAAUGAAGGAACUGAACGGCUCUUCCCCCAAACGAAAGGACAAAUAAAAGAGACAACUGAAGGAAUUGAAAUCUUUUAAAAGAGACAGAGAGAAAAACAAAGGACAUAACUGACAGAAUCAAAGCCUGUUAAAAAGAAAAAAAAAACAGACAAGUGAAGGAACUGAAAACCUUCAAACGGAGAAGAAGAAAAGGAGAUAACGACGGAAUUCAAAACUUAAAUAAAAAAAAAGAAAAGAGAGGCUGUGAAAGGUGUUAAACCAAAAAAUGUUACUGAAAUCCUAAAGAGAGAGAGAGAGAAAAAAAAUCAGGAGAGAAAAGAAUCGUAAUAUUAAAACAUAAAAUGAAGUAAACAAAAGGAAUAUUAAAAAGCGUAUGUAAUUUUGAACUAUAGUAAUUAAUGAGCCGUCCGCCCUUUGAGGAACACACACACACACACACACACACACACACACACACACACACACACAAAAAAUGCAUAACUAAUGAUAAGUGCUUUGUUAUAGAGUGAACCAAGGAAAGCAGGUGUGUGGGAUGAUAGCUGUCACCUGUACCUGCGUCACGCCACCUGUCAAGCCUCACCAGCAACUCAUACAGGGAAUAGGUGUUCCAUAGGACCCUCAUUCUGAUACACCUCCGCGCCGCAUCUCUACUUCUUUCAAAACAGCUCUACGUAGUCGAAGCUGCACGGGUUUUUAAGGAUGUUUUUAUAGUUCUAGAGACAGAUUAACAAGAUUCCUACAUUAUUAACAAGAGAAACAGUUUUGGGUAUCCGGCUUAUCAUCUCUGUGGCCUUGGAAAAUAGUCGUGGUGAGAGUGAAGCGUUUCUGAACACCGGGGCAUAUUACCUCAAUGUUACACAAGAGAACUGGUAUUGCUGCUUCUGUAUAAUGGCAGAUAAGACAACGGGUGGCUUUGAUGGAUGUGUUAUAGCUGUGAGUCAAUAGAGAAGUGAGGUGAUGCUUUGAGAAAUUGGUGAUAAGAGUAAGACAGGAAUAAUUAAGUGAUGCUUCAAUACCUGUGCUUGCCGCCACGUGAAGACCAGCGUAUGGAUACCAGUGGCUGGUGAAAGGACUGCUGAAGUGACGCUUUGAGUGGUGAGGAUGAGAGUAAUGUGAGUGAGAUGCUUAACAGAUACUUCAAGGAGUGGUAUUGACAGGAUAACGAAUUGAUGCUUUGUUGACCCUAAUUAACCUCAAACUCAAGAUUACUGUGCCGAAGAGAAGGUUUUAGGGGUGAGGAUGAGAGAAUUGUGAGUGAAAUGCUUCAGAGAUAUUUCAAGGAGUGGUAUUGACAGGAGGAUAACGAAUUGAUGCUCUGCUGACCCUAAUUAACCUCAAAAGCAAGAUUACUGUACCGGCAAGUGAAUGAAUUGCCCAAGGGAAGGAUUUAGUGGUGAGAGCGAAGUGAAUGAAAUGCUUGAGAAAUAUUUCAACCAGUGCCAUUGAGAGACGGAUAACGAAAUGAUGGUCUGUUACCCCUAAUUACUCCUCACAGCCAAGAUUCAUGUACCGGCAAGUGAAUGAGCUACCCAGCAGAAGGUGAGAGUGGUGGUGGUGAGUGAAGUGAAUGAAGCACUGCAGAAAUGUUUCGAGAGGUGGAUCUGAGAAAGGUGACGAAGUGAGGAUGUUAACGAUAAUUACCUUUAUUUGUUAAUGUAAAAGGUGAGUAAAUGAACCUAGAUAUUUAUAGAGAUUCACUUCAGAAAAAAAGUAACGAGGUAAUGGUCUGAUAAUCUCUAAUUGCUCUCCAAGUUAAGAUUGCCGUACAUGUUUAAUGAGUGAACUAGUUACGAACAUUUCAAGAGAUGAUUUUGAGCAAAGGGUAACGAAAUGGUGCGCUGAGAAUCUCAAAUUGCCGUAAACAACUUGAGAAUCUUUUCGAGCGAUGGAAUUAAGAGAAAGUUCACCAAACAUCUUGUAAUCACCUAGGGAGUUAAGACUGCGUACCAGUGAAUGAGGGAACGAAUCAGAGAGGAAACGUUUCGAGCUGUGGAUUUGAGAGCAAGGUGACGAUACAACGCUCUAAUCACCAAAUCACCCUCUGAUUUAAGACUGCUGUGUCUGUGAUAACUACAAGACAAGAUCGGAGCCAGUACGGGUAGAAGACAGCGGAGAGUGUCACAGAGGCUGCCUGGCCAUGACCGAGCGAGGCUGGCACCGCAACGCAACACUGUCCUCUCUCCUUCUCAACCUCCCCGUCGCUUCAUCAGCCACACACGCCCCUGGGAAACACUUUAACAUCCCACCCCUUCCCUGCUGGCGCUAAAAGGCUGUGUGACGCGAGAGGGAGAAAAAGUGAUUUAUCCUGAGCGAGUCAACCUUUCCUAAUGAAGCUAUUGAUAAACUUAGCUUCUGUCGCCGCUGCCUUGUCCCUCACUGUUUGAUGUGAGCCGGAGCAAACGCAACGAGAAGAAUCCUGUUAGUUUUCACCCUUUGAAUUCGUCUCUGAUCUGUCUAGUUCGCGUUUGGUGCAGUAUGUUUAAGCUUCUGUGUUAGUUGAAUGUGAGACUUCCCCUCGUCCUCCUCCUGCUUCUUCCUAGUGUAAGGGCACGCAUGUGAUUAAGGGUUUGUGUGUUGUUGCCAAGUAUGAUUUAGGGGUUUCUUCUACAGUGGACGUAAGUGAAGAAAACUGACGCAGGACUGAGGAAGGCCUGGUGCUGCUGUGGCUUAGUGUGGAGUGAGGUGUGCUGUUGUAGUGGAUUCAUAUGCUAGAGUGAGGAAAAUUCUGCUACUGCUACUAAUGGAUUGGAGGAAGUUAACUGUAGAUGUUUUAUAAGUUAGAGAAAAACUUUGCUGCUACUACAACUAUUAUUAAUACUACUACUCGUAUGAAAGACUGGAGGAGGUCUGUUGAAGAUUUAUAAGUUAGAGUGAGAAAAAUGAUGUUCUGUUGAGUAUACAAGCUUUGCGAAGGUUAUCCUGAAGUGGGCUGGCGUAGACUGAAGGAGGCUGCGUGCUGUGACGAUAUAAGACUGAAGGAAAAGUGUGUGUUGGUACUACGAAAGACUGAAAAAGGCCUUGUGUUGCUGUCACGAUACUAGACUGAGGGAUAAGUGUGUUGUUUAACCUUUCAAGACUGAAGAAGGGCUUGUUUUGCUGUGAAUGCAUGUAGACUGAAGGAAAAGUGCCGCUGUGAUGGAAGACUGUGGGAGGUCAUCAGCAGUGGAUCUAGACUGAAGAGGAAGCAAAUUGUAAACAGAAAAGUGCGCCUUGUGAAAUACUUAUGAGCUUAACAUUCGAGACACAGAAAACGUAUAAUUUGCUCAUAAAGAAGGACAAUGGAAAGUCAUAAUUUUUAGCUGUUUAUACAAGAGGUUGUGUCUAGUGGAAUCAUACAUAUAACUCAUAAAUCAAGGCAGUGAAUGUGUGUAUUUCGUAUGUGAAGGAAAGGAAAGAUGUAAACAGUGAGGCAUAAUAACGAAGGCUGCCAAAAUAUGUAUCUAAUGAUAGUAAAACAAAAAAAAAACUGCUAAAACAAAUACUCGGUAAUAGUAAAAGAUAAGAGAAAGAGAAAAAGGAAAACUAAAUAUUUAUCUGAUUCUUCAAGUCAAGGUAGUAAAUGUGUCUUUUGUUUUACGUGAAGGAAAGAGAGAAUGCGAACAGUAAGUCAUGAUAAUUAAGACUGUUGAAACGAAUAUACGAUAACAGUAAAAGAAGAAAGAGAAAAACAAAAACAAAACUGUGAAUAUUGAUCUAAUUCCUCCCAGACCAAAACAGUGAAUGUGUACAGUUUGGCACCAUGAAGCACUGAUAAUGGAAGCUCUCAUGAUGCAAAAGUGUCAAAAUGCAAAUAAAUUCUCCACACGCUAAAAGAAUGAGUGUACAUUUCACUUCUCGUGCAGGGGAAGAAAAAUGAAAACCGUUAGUCAGAAUUUAAAACACUUCCUACGUAUAUAAUUUCCCAUAAUUCCAAGCACAAAAAGGACAUUUAUUUUCACCCAGCCAAGGAGAAGAAAGAAAAAUGAGCAGAAAAAAUUGCCAGUCAUAAUUUUAACUCCACCUCCACUCCCUCUCUCCCUCUGCCCCGUGAAGUGAAAAAACGCUAUACUCUGUCCCGGAAUGUAAGUGGCUCGGUUGACUUGUAAGACUCGUAUUAUGACCUGAUCUCGAAUCCUGCUUCAGUCUCUUCUUCUUACUGAACUCCGGGAAGGCUGGAGAAGAGUAAUUCCUUAACUUUCGGAAAUAUUGACCUCGUUACGAAAAUUUCCGCGAGUUUUUGGCAGUUUGGUUCUGUAGCUUCCACGGGAUGAAAAAUCUGUGCUGGUAAAAGUGAGCGAAGAGAAAGAGAGAGAAAAGAGAUAGAAAGAAAAAAAAAACUAUGAAUCUCUCUCCGCAUCAGGAUAGAGAGCAGGAAAGACGAGAUAUAUAUACAAGACGUGUGUGAAAACCAGAGAGAACAACAGGGGCACAUAGAGAUAAAACAGAGAACAUUGAGAUACACUCCUCGAAUAAAUAGAUUAAUAAAAAGUUUUCUGCCAUGUCGAUAGACUGGGAAAGAAUCGAGAACUGAAAAGACACCAAUACAAACUUAAAUUACAUAAAGAAAAGGGGAAAAAAGCAUAGACGAAAUAAGAAAGAGAGAAAAUAAAAUAUACAUGGGAAUAAAUUAAAGUAAAACAAAGGUAACAAGUCAAAAAAAGAACGAAUAAAAGCCACGAGAAAAAAAGAAA
Scylla paramamosain (green mud crab) is the source of this 6870-nucleotide messenger RNA. RefSeq lists its product as uncharacterized. The transcript is spliced from 5 exons. The record is from RefSeq and is a predicted model, not a curated record. NCBI's taxonomy places the organism in Eukaryota, Metazoa, Arthropoda, Malacostraca, Decapoda, Portunidae. Bases 624 to 1841 code for a protein of 405 amino acids.